CAAUCUGAUAGUAGCUGUUGAUUUAUUGCAUAUUGAACCGAUUGCCGGAGUAAAUACCGUACAAGGUGACUUUACUGAGAUGGAAACACAAAUCAAAAUUAAAGAUUUGCUGAAAGAAAGAGAAGUUGAUGUGGUUCUUAGUGAUAUGGCGCCAAAUUUUUCAGGAAUUCAUUUUGUGGAUCACCUUAGGUCUAUGGAAUUGUGUGAAUCGUCGUUUUCGUUUGCCGAACAAGUAUUAAAACCUGGAGGAGCUUAUUUAUGCAAGUUCAUAAUGGGAGGGUCAGAGGUUGACUUCAGGAAUCUUCUCAAGAAUAAAUUUGAAAAGGUUCGCUACGAAAAACCCCAAGCCUCUCACAAACAAUCAACCGAAGGAUAUUAC
This is a messenger RNA of Acaulospora morrowiae, 379 nucleotides long. The record is from the annotation of a GenBank genome assembly. NCBI's taxonomy places the organism in Eukaryota, Fungi, Glomeromycota, Glomeromycetes, Diversisporales, Acaulosporaceae.